This is a messenger RNA of Dunckerocampus dactyliophorus (ringed pipefish), 7680 nucleotides long. RefSeq names its product DEAH (Asp-Glu-Ala-His) box helicase 9 (gene dhx9). Gene Ontology annotation, molecular function: 3'-5' DNA helicase activity; double-stranded RNA binding; 3'-5' DNA/RNA helicase activity. Lineage: Eukaryota; Metazoa; Chordata; Actinopteri; Syngnathiformes; Syngnathidae. Bases 216 to 4040 code for a protein of 1274 amino acids. Gene Ontology annotation, biological process: regulation of mRNA processing; positive regulation of transcription by RNA polymerase II. Gene Ontology annotation, cellular component: intracellular anatomical structure; ribonucleoprotein complex; nucleolus. The record is from RefSeq and is a predicted model, not a curated record. The transcript is spliced from 28 exons.
AGCAGUGUGGAGGCUCCUGUGGCUACGUUCACUCCUCCGGAGCACCAGGAGGCGCUGUUGUACUAACAAGAUGGGUGCCUGCCUGGCAUGCCGCCAUUGCAGCAAAGAAAGACAAACACUAGCGUUUAGAAUUGGAUUAUUCCUCGGCUGAGACCUACUAAACUGUCAAGUUUGGGAGACAAGGAGACAAGAGAAGAGGUGGUCUUUUCUUUGCCAUGGCGGACAUCAAGAACUUCCUGUAUGCUUGGUGCGGGAAGAAAAAGUUGACCCCAAACUACGACAUCCGAGCUGCAGGCAACAAAAACAGAUUCCUGUGUGAGGUGCGAGUGGAUGGCUUCAACUACACCGGCAUGGGUAACUCCACCAACAAGAAGGACGCUCAGACUAACGCUGCUCGAGACUUUGUCAACUUCUUGGUUCGAGUUGGGGAAAUGAAUGCGGCUGAGGUGCCGGCUGUGGGCCAGGUGGGUGUGGUUGAUCAUGUGGGUGUUCGCGAGCAGACUGAAGGGGGAGCCAAUGUCCCAUUUGGAAAUCUGCCAUGCGGUGGUCCUCUGCCUCCUCACCUGGUGGUCAAGGCGGAGCAAGAAGAGUCCAAUGCUGGUGUGGUUCCAGGCGUGACUGAACAGGUCUGCCUUGGAGGAGGUGCUCAGUGGGAGCGAGGUGCCAACUUGAAGGAAUACUACGCCAAGCGAGACGAACAGGAAGCUCAGGCGACUCUGGAGUCAGAGGAGGUGGACCUGAACGCAAGUCUCCAUGGUAACUGGACACUGGAGAACGCCAAGGCCCGUCUGAACCAGUUUUUCCAGAAGGAGAAAACCAGCGCCGAGUAUAAAUAUAGCCAAGUUGGGCCGGACCACAACAGGAGCUUCAUCGCUGAGAUGCAGCUGUUCGUCAGACAUCUGGGCCGACAUGUGACUGCUCGAGAGCAUGGCUCCAACAAGAAGCUAGCGGCCCAGUCAUGCGCCCUGUCUCUGGUUCGCCAGCUGUACCACCUGGGAGUCAUUGAGGCUUUCUCUGGAAUCACCAAGAAGAAGGAAGGAGAAACUCUGGAUGUGUUUGACGUGUUCGUGUCUCCAGAACUUCAGCAGCAGCUUAGCGGGGUCGUCCAAGAGCUCGGAGUCCAGAUACCCCCACCUCCUGCAGACCCCAGUGGCACCGUGUCUUUGGUUCAAAUGAAGAUGGGGACAUUCGAGCCCUCUCAGCGGCAGAGCGGCGCCGGUGUGGUGCCGUGGUCGCCACCACAGGUCAACUGGAACCCGUGGACAAGCAGCAACAUCGACGAUGGGCCACUGGCCUUUUGCACUCCGGAGCAGAUCAGCAAAGACCUACAUGAAGAGCUGAUGCAUCAGCUGCAACAUGAUGACAACCUGCAGAAGAUGCUGAUGGAUCGCAACCAGCUGCCCGUCAAACAGUUUGAGGAUGAGAUCAUGGCAGCGGUGGACAGGAACCCGGUGGUGAUCAUCAGAGGAGCAACUGGCUGUGGGAAGACCACGCAGGUCCCUCAGUACAUCCUUGAUCGCUUCAUCAAGGCGGGCCGAGCGUCCGACUGCAACAUUGUGGUCACACAGCCCAGACGCAUCAGCGCCGUGUCUGUGGCCGAGCGCGUGGCCAUGGAGAGAGGGGAAGAUUUGGGGAAGAGCUGUGGCUACAGCGUCCGCUUCGAGUCCAUCCUCCCUCGGCCUCACGGCAGCAUCCUCUUCUGCACCAUCGGUGUGCUCCUACGAAAAUUGGAAGCGGGAAUCCGAGGCAUCAGUCACGUUAUUGUGGACGAGAUCCAUGAAAGAGACAUCAACACAGACUUCCUGAUGGUCGUCCUCAGAGACGUAGUUCAGGCUUUCCCAGACGUCCGCAUCAUCCUCAUGUCAGCCACCAUCGACACCAGCAUGUUCCGAGACUACUUCUUCAACUGUCCCAUCAUUGAGGUUUUUGGACGCACCUUCUCCGUCCAAGAGUAUUUCCUGGAGGAUUGCAUCCAGAUGACAAACUUCAUGCCCCCACCACCUGACCGCAAGAGGAAAGACAAAGACGAGGAGGGAGGAGGGGAGGACGAUACCAACUGUAACUUGAUGUGUGGGCCCGACUAUUCGGAGGAGACCAAGCGUUCCAUGGCGCUGAUGAACGAGAAGGAGAUGUCCUUUGAGCUGGUCGAAGCUCUUCUCAAGUACAUCGAGACUCUGCAGGUGUCCGGAGCCGUGCUCAUCUUCCUUCCGGGGUGGAACCUCAUCUACGCCAUGCAGCGCCACCUGGAGUGCAAUCCCCACUUUGGAAGUAGCCGGUACCGGAUUCUCCCAUUACACUCCCAGAUACCACGAGAAGAACAGAGGCUGGUGUUUGAACCCGUCCCAGACAACAUGCACAAGGUGAUCUUGUCCACCAACAUCGCAGAGACCAGCAUCACAAUCAAUGAUGUGGUCUAUGUCAUCGACUCCUGCAAACAGAAGGUGAAGUUGUUCACAUCGCACAACAACAUGACCAACUAUGCCACCGUGUGGGCCUCCAAGACCAACCUGGAGCAGAGAAAAGGCCGCGCAGGCCGAGUUCGACCCGGAUUCUGCUUCCACCUCUGCAGUCGCGGACGAUUUGACCGACUGGAGACUCACAUGACUCCUGAGAUUUUUCGGACACCACUGCAUGAAGUCGCUCUGAGUAUCAAGCUGCUGAGGCUUGGAGCCAUCGGACACUUUCUAUCUAAAGCCAUCGAACCACCGCCACUGGAUGCGGUCAUUGAGGCUGAACACACUCUUAGAGAACUGGACGCACUGGACUCGAAUGAUGAGCUGACUCCACUGGGUCGAAUCCUAGCCCGGCUGCCCAUCGAGCCUCGUCUGGGGAAGAUGAUAAUCAUGGGCUGCAUUUUUCAUGUUGGAGACGCCAUGUGCACCAUCGCUGCCGCUUCUUGCUUCCCGGAACCCUUCAUCAACGAGGGCAAACGUUUGGGCUUUGUCCACAGGAACUUUGCAGGCAGCCGCUUCUCAGACCAUGUGGCGCUGUUGUCAGUCUUCCAGGCGUGGGACGACGUCAGAAUAAAUGGCGAGGAAGCUGAGAGUCAGUUCUGUGAACACAAACGUCUCAACAUGGCCACCCUGAGGAUGACCUGGGAAGCCAAAGUCCAGCUAAAGGAGAUUCUGGUCAACUCUGAAUUUCCUGAAGACACUUUGAUGACCCAGAUGUUCAACACAGUGGGACCGGACAACAAUUUGGAUGUGGUGGUGUCCUUACUGACGUACGGCUCCUAUCCCAACGUAUGCUUCCACAAGGAGAAGAGGAAGAUCCUGACAACGGAGGGCCGCAACGCCCUCAUCCACAAAUCAUCCGUCAAUUGCCCCUUCAGUAACCACGACUUGGCCUACCCUUCGCCAUUCUUCGUCUUCAGCGAGAAGAUUCGGACACGAGCCAUCUCGGCCAAAGGGAUGACGCUCGUCAGUCCGCUGCAGCUUUUGCUCUUUGCCAGCAAGAAGGUCACCUCUGACGGCGACGUGGUCGAGCUGGACGACUGGAUCAAGCUGCGGGUCUCUCAUGAGGCAGCAGGCAAUGUCCUAGCUCUCAGGGCAGCACUGGAGGCUCUGGUGGUGGAAGUGACCAAAGAUCCCAACUACAUCUCUCAGCUGGAUCAGACCAACCAACGACUCCUCAACCUCAUCCGACACGUUUCCAAACCAUCCGCCGCCGGAAUAAACUUGGCGGCCGGCAACCAGAGGAUGGGUGAUGGUCCCCGACCGCCCAAAAUGGGCCGCUUCGACGGAGGAGGCGGAAGAGGUUUCCAGGGAGGAGGCGGAAGAGGUUUCCAGGGAGGAGGCGGCUACAGAGGGGGUGGUGGCUACCGGGGGGGAGGCGGUGGCUACGGAGGCGGGGGUUAUCGAGGCGGGCGAGGAGGAUACGGGGGAGGCGGAUAUGGAGGGGGCGGACGAGGCGGAUAUGGAGGUGGUGGACAAGGCGGAUAUGGAGGGGGCGGAUAUGGAGGGGGCGGACGAGGCGGAUAUGGAGGGGCUGGGUACAGAGCAGGUCGGGGCGGGGCCCGAGGAGGCUACAGAGGUUAUUAAGACAACAAAUGCUUGGUUUCUGAUUAAUAAAAGUUCAACUUUGAACUACUUUAUUUAUUCAACAACAUGCACAAAUACUUUUAAAACCACACUUGUCUAGACAUGGUCAGCCAAUCAGAGACCGGCCCAGCAUCACUCAUCCUCCCUCCUUUUUCUCACUUCAGUCAGCCCCUCUCUAAUGCGCUCCAUGGCCUCCUGAUCUCCAGCUUGCUGGGCCAGACUCAAAGCCUCCCCAUACAAUCGGAUGGCCUCGUCCAACUGACCUGAGGACAUAAAGUUAGCCAUCAACACCCACAAGAACCCCAACAGAUCAGCGAGUGACCACGGACCCCCUGACCUGUGUGCAGUAGGAUGCCAGCCAUGUUCCCCAGGAGGACAUGUAACUCUGGGUGUGCCGAGGAGCGACCCAGAUCUACUGCCUGCCGGAUCAAUGUCAGGGCAUUGUCAUGGUGACCCUGCAUAUCCAAGAUGGUGGCCAGGUCACUCAUCAGGACCAGAGUCUGGCAAGGACACAGAUUGUGAGAGAGUCUGGCCAACGUGCUCGCAGCUUUGUUGGACUCACCUGGGGGUGGGAUUCCCCCUGCUCCUGGCAGCAGAUGCUCAGAGCCUUCUCGUAGUCAGCGGCGGCCUGCUUCAGGUGUAGCGUGGCCACUCUGUACCGAGCAUGAGAGUCCAAACACAGACCAAGCAGCAGGCGAGUGUCCUUCCUCAGAGCCUCCAGCUCGUCUGGACACAUUAAGGUUAAUUGCGGUCAUUAACAGUAUUUUAUUGCACAUUUCACACCUCUCACCUGUCCAUUGAUCUUUUAGCGUCUCUUGGAGCUGUUGCACUUUGACCUCCAGAGUUUCUAAACAGAACCUGAAACCAUGCUCAGCAAGCUCCACCCUCACACACACACACACACACACACACACACAGUAAGACAGUGACCUGAGCUUUGUGAACAACGCAAGGUCUUACUUGUUCUGUUCCGCAUAUAUGGUGGCGAGUUUGAGGGACAUCUCAAUGAAGGCGUUGUCAUCCUGAAAAAGGUAAGCUGGUGUGCGUGUGCUCUCGUGCGAUGGAAGUACGGCAAGGGGUGAUGGCACUGACCUGCUGCAUCCCGCCUGCCAGCAUGAAGCUCAUGGCCGCCUUGAAAAGUUUCUCAGCCUUUGAACACCAAGAGUCAGGAUGCCACCAUCAUGUGAACGUAACAGCACUGCCACGUGGCGAAUGAUACUCACGUGGUCCAGCUGACCUUGGAUGUAAGCUAGGUUGGCCAUCUGAGUAAACAAUGACAGGUCAAACGUUGCAGAUAGCUGACGACGUGCGAGACUACCUGGCUGUAUGCAUACACCACAGCCUGAUGGUUGUGCGUCUGGUGAGCCAGCGCGACGGCGGCAUGCAGAAAAGCAGACGCAGCCUCCAGCUGACCCCGUAGGAUGCUGAGCUGCAGGUGUGUUCACAUGACAACUGUAGGUCGCGUGACACGGUAUGUCAAAGUGACAAUGUGGUCGUGCAGUACCUUGGCUUUCUUCAGCAGUAGAAUCAUCUCGUCUUCUUUCACCUGAGCAUCUUCACUCGAACUCAAGAAUGACAACGCUGAGCAGCAGGUCUGCCCGUUAAAUAAGUAAAAUUGUCGAUGGUGGCACGUUUAACGUCACGUACCUGCCAUUGCGCACAUGGCUCCUCCUCUCCAAGCAACCUUCGCCCAACCUCCCGGGUGCUUUGCUGCCGAAGGCGUAGCAGCACUGCUCAUCUGAAGCUCCAUCCAUCCAUUUUCUAUGCCGCGUCUCCUCAUUACUGUUGCGGGGGUAUGCUGGAGCCUAUCCCAGCUGACUUUGGGCAACAGGCGGGGUACACCCUGGACUGGUCGCCAGCCAAUCGCAGUCAUCUGAAGCUCAAUUACCCUAAAGAUCAACGUGACGUCAUUUGGGCAACGACGAAUUACAUUCGCGUAUUUGACGAUGCAUUUUCAAUCAAGUCUCACCUGUGCAGUCGAGUGAAGGUCACAGAAGACAAAAACCUACUGACAUGUAGGAAGCCACGGUGUACCCAUGACGCCGCCAUAUUUAAUAAUGGUGACGUAUCGACGGAAGUGACGUCAAUUUUGCACCUGACCGUGCCUGGAUUCCAAUGUACUGUACUCACGUGAGCAGUUUUUCCCUCCCCUUUCCCUAGCAAUGUUAGAAUAUGUUUAAAUAUGUAAAUAUAAAGACUGUGAUUAAUUAUAUCUGAUAAAGCAUGACGUCAACCGAAAUGUCAUACCUCCUUCACUUCUCUACCACAAAUAUUAAAGAAGUUACAGCAGAUUUUAUACCGGAAAAUAGUGCCUUUGGUUCCCAUUGCUUUAACAUUGAGUCAAGACAAAAACUGUGAUCGACCCACGGACCUUGGCAAGUACAAUAGUACUUGCAAAAUAUAUAACAACUUAGGCUGUGAAAAUCUGUUUUAAAAGUCGUUAGCCAUUUACGUUUUUUGAUCAAAAAAAGAAUAAAUCAAUUGUCAUAUUUUCCAUGUAUAUGCCUCACGCUGCCGUGCAGCAGCACGCUGUUCGUUUUCACCCCACACUAACCACAAGAAAUACCUAGCUAUCAUCAAUGACAGGAAUGUAGAAAAUCCACCAUCCACUCCAUAUUUGAGAAAAUCAAUGUUUUUUUAGCACGAUUUUAUCAUGAAAUUUAGCAUCGAAUUAUCCAUACUGUAUUUGCCUUUAUAUUUACAAUCAAGGCAUCUAUAUUGAAAAUAGGACAGUGCAAAGGCGACAUGUAGUAAUUCCGGAUAAAAAAAACAUUUCACAACAUCAGAUUUUAAUUAAAUUUCAUCUGCAGAUAGAUAUUAAAGUGAAUUAAUAUCCUAUAUACCUUGUAUCUUGUCCUGAAGCUCCGAUUCACGAGUUUGAAAGGCUUAACGUUGAUAGAUAUUAAAGUGAAUUAAUAUCCUAUAUACUGAAGUGGUAGAUUAUUUUUAUUGUGCCUAGUUCACAUGUAGUUGCAUUAUUUAGUUGACUUGCAUUGCUAAUGGAGGUGUAUGAAUGUUGUAUCACCUGCUUCUUCUUCCUUUUGUACUGUUAAUUUGUAUCUGCAUUGAGACGUAGUGGUCGCCUUGCAGGUACACCAUCCCCCCUGUUGUGCAUGUCUGUUCUGGUAUCGUCACUGGCUUCUUCUUCCUUUUGUAUUGUUAAUUUGUAUCUGCAUUGAGAUGUAGUGGUCGCCUUGCAGGUACACCAUCCCCCCUUUUGUGUAGGUCUGUUCUGUUGUCUUAUCAAAGUAGGAAGUGCUCGGGGCUUUCGAAUCCAGGCGCCACAUUGACGCUGCAGACACGGAGAUAAAUCAGCAUGAAAGGAGGCGAUGGCAGGAGCUGAUUGGUCUACGUCACGGUCGAUGUCACCAACCCCCUCCAAGAUUGGUCGCCGACUUCCUGCAAGAGCUGAUUGGUCGACGUCAACAGCCCCCUGCACGAGCUGAUUGGUCCACGAUCGCCAGACUUCCUGCAUCCCACACAAUCUCAAAAUGUAUAGAAUGCCGGGCAGGGAAAGAAAGGGUGCUUAUUCCAGCUGCGCUGUUGUAAGACCCGCUUAGUAGUAGGCAUACAGGGACUGUUAUAGGCCCGGACGUCUGUAGUAGAUCUUUUUGUCAGGAAUAAAUCUCACCGGUUCAUA